Messenger RNA from Enterospora canceri, 1476 nucleotides. The record is from the annotation of a GenBank genome assembly. NCBI's taxonomy places the organism in Eukaryota, Fungi, Microsporidia, Enterocytozoonidae.
AUGUCAAAGAAGAGCACAACUGAAAAGGCAAUAUUGAUGUAUAAAUGUGCUAAUGAUGACAUUUAUUUCUAUGUAAAGUGGCUUGACAAUACAGAAUCCUGGACAAGGCUUUCUAAUUUGAGCAACAAAAUGGCUAUCAUGGAUUUUGUAAGGAAUGCUCUUAAGCUUUUGAGAACGAAACGUAAAAAUGAAGAAGAUGAAAAAGAGAUUGAACAACAAAAGUUGUUCAAAGAAGAAAUGAUAAAGAAAGCAAAACUUUCAACUACAGCUAAUGGUAAAUUUGGAAAAGAGAAACAGCAACCCAUGAUUACUAGACAAGAAACUAAAGAGGUUGCAGUAGAUAACAGAAAAAUAGUCGCUGAAGAAAUUGGUAACUCCAUUACACUUAGAAUAACAGAAUCGACUUCCAUACGAUUCACAUUCUAUUGGUAUGAACGCUUUAAGACGUUUGAAUUCCAGAUUUCAGAUUGUAUUUUUAUUGCAAAGAGUAAAAUCGUCACAUAUGCACGGGCUGCAAUCAAGAAGAGUGAAAAUAGCAUUUUCACAUUUGAUUAUAGCUGUAUAGGAGAAAUUGAGCAAGAUUUCAAGCAAUAUUUAACAGAAAACAAUCUUGCAAUGUGCUUGCAUGCAAAAAAUUCAAUCUGGGUUUUCUAUUACCCUGUUGAAAGUGACACGUUUUUAGGAAAUGUUGAUUUCAAAGACAAGGGAAUCUUGUUUAGAGUUCAACAGAAUAACAAGUUACAGGCAAAGAACUUUACAUUGGGUGAAGAAAUCAAAACACGCGCUUUUGUUGACAAUUCUUUCAAAGCAUACCCAUUGCUUUAUGAAACGAGUUUAUUUGCAGAUGUAGAUGCCUUGAUGCAGGAGAAAUUGAACUAUGGAUUAUUGACCAAAAAUACGUACCGCGGUUUAAGACUUUUGAACCUGAUGGGAAAAGCAGCCAAUAUAACAAUGGAUAUCAACAAAGCAGACACAAUAAUUGUUCAGGAUAUUUAUGCAGGAAUAUUGCAUCAAAUAUUCUGCAACAAGUUUAUCAAAAAUCCCCGUAGAAAAUUCUACAAGGUCGAACAAAAUGGCAACGCUAUUGAGACUUUCAAACCAGGAGGAGUAAUUAUCUUCUCAAAGCACUUUAUUCAAUAUGGCCCACUCGACUUCUUGAUUAAGAUUUCGAAUUUUGUUAACACAUGCACAAAUUGGACCAUUAGAACUACGAUGACCAACUACAAUUUUUUCAAAAAGAGGUUGAAUGACAUGAUGCUUGACAAAUCAGAACAACUUAAGUUCAAGUUUAUUUAUAGACAACUUAAGAAUGGAGUGUACGGGGACUUAGAUUGUACAAAUGAACAUGAUUUGAAGCGAAUUUUUGAAGCAACACAAAAGGAUUCAAUACAAAACGUGUUACUAAUAGGCGAGCAUGAUGAUUGUGCCGAGUGCAUAACACCAGCUAAUGCAGCAUUAGUUUUAAAUUUUAAUUGA